ACUAUCGCGACGAAGGCCACGGUGCGAGUGACUCCAGCGUCGAGCGCGAUCACCGUCGUCGCUCGCUCGGUGCGAGGCUUGCCACACGUUGAAGGUGAAUCCAUCCGUUGUAUACUCACGUAUGGUUCGCAGCGCGCCGAAACAAGUUCGACGAACUUCAGUAUGGCAGACGAUAUGAAGUUCUCCUUCGGCGAGGCUUCGUUCAAUGCAGAGGCUCCGUGCACUGGCGCGAUUCGCGUCGACAUCGUUACGACCGAAACCGGAAACUUGCUCGGGACCACCGAACUCGACGUUAUGAAGCUGCCGAGACGUAAGACGGAUAGGCACGGUAAUGUAGCCGCAGCGCCAUCUGGUCGCUAUCACAAACUCUACUCGGGAGAUGAGGGUGACGACGAAGAUGUGGGAUUUGUGUUCCUUCAGGCGUACGUCGAUCCAGCGGUGACGUAUUCGCAGUCACAGAAACCUGUGCUAGGAGAGCUGUCCAUCAAGGUGCUCAAACUAAAUGGUCUUCCUGAAAGCUGCGCGCCGGCGCUCAUCGCAAAUGUCGGCGACGCGUGGGCGCUUUUGCCUGGGUUUGGCGGCGGCGGCCCUUCCGGUUGGAAGCGAGAACUGCACGCCGCCGUGCGCGAUGCCGCCGAUCAAUGCACGAUUGGUAUUUAUAACCGAAACAAGUCAGAUGAAAUGUUGGGUAAGAUUAAAUUCUCGCCGUUUAGUCUUCCGGAACACGGGCGCGCGCUCGUAUGCACGGUUCCUCUGACGACGCGAGACGUCUUCGGUUCGGGCGACGACAACGGCGAGGCUACGGUUCGGUUGCAGUUCAAGCAAAAAGUGAGCAACACCGCGUUGUUCUUUCAUUAUUGCACACCGAUGCUACCGAUGAGUGCGUAUCGUUACGGAGAUAUGGAUGAGAUUAUGCGAGAUUUGGACAUUAUAAACUACGAGCAUCUCGUGACCGGUCGCGACGCUUUGCCCGAACCCCUAGUGCGAUCGAUUUUGGAUGUGAGCGAUACUGAUCCGUCCAUCGCGACGACGCGACGCACAAAAGCGAGCGCGAUGCGUCUCGCCGCGACGCUGGAGUCGUUCGGUGACGUGCUCAAGCCUCUCACGCAGGCAGUGACGUGGGAAAAGCCGAUGUACACCGCCGCGCUCCAUAUUUCAAUCUUCAUGUGCCUGUGGUUACCGCGACUGACAUUCGUGGGCUACUUCGCAUUCAUCGCGUGGUACAUUUCGCUGCGAAAUAAACCGCGCGUCUUCACCGCUUUGGGGGAGGACAAGAGCAAGUUGGCUGGUUCUGUCAACGUCUCAAAGGCACCACCCGGGAGUACGUUGUCGCCGCUCUCAUCUCUCGUUCGCGAAUCGUACGGCGUCGCCGCGAGAGCGACACCUUCGAACGACGCGUACGACGCUGUUGUGCAGAUUAGCUUUUGGUGUCAAGCACAAGUGGAAUUCCUGCGCGCGCCGUUGGAGAAGUUCAACGCGAUUUUGACUUGGGAGGACGAGAGCGAGAGCGCAAAGUACCAAACGCUCUUCUUGGGUGCCGCAGUCGGCUUCCUGUUUAUCCCUUUCAGGUUCGUCGCGGCGGCUAUUUUGUUCGUGUGUUUGCGACAUCCAUGGGCGGCUAAGCCUCCGUUACCACCGUAUAAAGUCGCGUUAGCGCGAAGAAGCAUCGCGCCGGCGGCUUAAUGUAAAAACGAAGUAAAUUUAUUAAAACCUCGGUGGUGCGAGCUCUUUCAUCAUGCGAAUCAUCUUGGGCGUCAUGUCAUUCGGUUUGACGUGAAUGAAUGACAUCAUCUUCUCCCUGUCAGCUUCCAUUCUUGCGAUUCGGGCCGCACUGUCGACCCAGAGGUGUUCCCACACGCUCAUGUCCUUGUCGAGUCCAAGCUCAGAGAGCGUCUUGGAAUCCUCGAGCUCGACUCCUCCCGGGGCGCCACCGCGCUUGAGCAUCUCCACCCUCUCACCGAGUUCUGCUUGCACUUUAGCCUUGACAUCCUUCACGGUUUCCUCGGGCGCACAAAACACUCGAACCGUCCUUGCGCGCUCCAACGGUUUUCGCUCUUGCUGAAAGUGCGUCAGAUACGGGUGCUUCGAAUCCUCCUCAGCGGGGAGCGCGCUCACCCGAAUCUUCACUUUGCCGUCCUCGCGCGCCAUGGCCGCGUGAAAUCGAUUUUUAUGCGUCGUCGUGUGCGCUUUUCACGGCCAGUGCGCGCUGAAACGCUCGCGAAACGUCUCGAUUGUAACGAACCUCACCAACCAACAAUGUCACAUCGAAAAGUCGUCACCGCACGCCGCACGACCGCGCGCACCGCGAUGACCGCGCGCGACGGUUUCGCCACUCCACCCGGCGAGCUCAACGGUGACUGGUGCGCGGACGUCGUCAGCUCUCCGAGCACGUCCAGCGUGCGCCGCGCGCGCGAUGAAUCGACGAAAACGCGCGAGCAGUGGUUUCAGACGUUCGAGCAAACAUUCAUCUUUCGCGAAGGAUACGGCGUCGCGGACGCGUUCGAUUUCGAUGACGUGCUGUACUUCGUGCGCGACGACGAUGAGGUGUUCGUCCGGCGGUGGAGCGAAGGGAUGGUGAUCGAUAUCGACGAUGCAGCGUUCGUGGACGUGGACUGGCGCGCGACGACAAAGUUGAACGCGUGCGCGCAGAGCGCGUACGAAGUAGUCAUAGGACAGUUUAGCGCGAAGGAUAGGAGCGAUUUGAUGACGACGGCGCGUGUAAGGGCGUAUGCGUCGCCGUUUUACACCGAAUUGAACGAGCUCGCGAUGCCGACGAAGAAUGUGGGUAGGUAUCCACUGUUGUGCUUUACGUUUGACGACGCGUUGACGUUGGACGCGGCGCGAGGGAAUACGGCGUACGUGACACUGAAACGCACGGUCGGGAACGCGAGAGUUAAAUAUAGCGCGACAUCGGCGUCGACGUCUCCGAGCGCAUCGUCGUCGGCGAUGAUGGAGAUGGAUGGCGAAGAAGGUGCGGAUGUUGUGUUUUCCACGCACGCCGCGCUCUCGGACGAGACGCCGACAAAGCUCGGCAGAGCGUUACUCGAAACGGUGACCAAAUCGCCCAAGCGCGGGCGAUUGGCAUUACCUUCGCCGAAGAGAAUCAUAGCAAGCCCCGUGCGAGCGGUGCGUAAAUUAUUAGGAACCCCGAAGACGCCGAAGGGCGGCGGCUCGCACGAUCCCAGAUCCGGCGUCGAGCUCUACCCGGCGGGCGACGGCAAAUUCGCCGUCCGCUCGCUCCUCGCGCCGUGCGCUGACAUCGUGUACGAGAUCGCUUCGACGAGAAACGGCGCCCCUUUCGGUUCGGUGUUCGCGUAG
This is a messenger RNA of Ostreococcus lucimarinus CCE9901, 3318 nucleotides long. RefSeq lists its product with no specific name. The record is from RefSeq and is a predicted model, not a curated record. Lineage: Eukaryota; Viridiplantae; Chlorophyta; Mamiellophyceae; Mamiellales; Bathycoccaceae. Bases 163 to 1683 code for a protein of 506 amino acids. The transcript has a single exon.